Molecule: messenger RNA, 1111 nt
Organism: Cucurbita pepo subsp. pepo (vegetable marrow)
Lineage: Eukaryota; Viridiplantae; Streptophyta; Magnoliopsida; Cucurbitales; Cucurbitaceae
Product: peroxidase superfamily protein
Biological process (GO): response to oxidative stress; hydrogen peroxide catabolic process
Molecular function (GO): peroxidase activity; heme binding
Source: RefSeq, a predicted model, not a curated record
AAGCAUAGCAGUAAUUGUAGAGCUUUGAUCAAACCUAUAGAAUAGCCUAAAAUGGGGCAAACCAAAGCCAUUUGGUGGGUUUUUGUGGGAAUUCUAGCAACGAUUUUGCCUGUAAAAGCUCAGCUGGCUGUUGGGUUUUACUCCAAAUCUUGUCCUAGAGCUGAGUCCAUUGUCAGGUCCACUGUUCAGUCAUAUUACAAGGCUGAUCCCACCGUCGCUGCUGGGUUGCUCAGGCUUCACUUCCACGACUGUUUCGUUCAGGGGUGCGAUGGUUCAGUGUUGAUCAUGGACGAACGAGCUGAAAUAAAUGCAGGGCCAAAUAUGGGGUUGAGAGGCUUUGAAGUAGUCGAUGAUGCAAAAGCUCAGCUUGAAAAUCUGUGCCCUGGGGUUGUUUCUUGCGCGGAUAUACUUGCUUUGGCUACUCGUGAUGCUGUAGACUUGAGUGAUGGCCCAAGCUGGUCUGUGCCCACUGGAAGAAGGGAUGGGCGAGUGUCUAUGAGUUUCCAAGCUGAAGAUCUUCCUUCUCCAUUUGAGCCCAUUGAUGUCCACAUACAAAAGUUCGCUGAGAAAGGGCUUACUGAAGAAGAUCUUGUAACCCUAGUUGGUGCGCACACGAUCGGACGAACAGACUGCCAACUAUUCAGUUACCGGCUACAGAACUUCACAAGCACAGGGAAUGCAGACCCAACCAUAAACCCAUCCUUCUUGACCCAACUCAGAACGCUGUGCCCAUUGGAUGGAGAUCCGUUCAGAGGCGUGGCAAUGGACAAGGACAGCCAGUUGAGAUUCGACAACAGCUUCUUCAAGAACUUGGUCAAUGGAAAUGGUGUUUUGGAGUCGGACCAGAGGCUGUGGCAACACGCUUCAACCAAAGACAUUGUGCAGAGGUAUGCGGGCAACUUAAGGGGCUUGCUCGGCCUCAGAUUUAACUAUGAGUUCAAGAAAGCCAUGGUUAAGCUGAGUAGCCUCGACGUCAAGACCGGCACACAAGGGGAGAUUAGAAAACUCUGUUCCCAGUUCAAUAACCAGUGAUGAGUUCAAUACUACUCAAAAUAAUCAUCUCUAUUAUCUUCCAUAAUCGGAAUAAUACGAACUUAUAAGUACAUGCCUA